AUGUCGCCCAGCAACGUCAAAGUAGACGAGAGCACCAUCAAGGAGUGGCACUUCCACACGUGCUUCUUCGCCACCAACGAGGCUUCCAAGAAGGAGGCGCAGGCGCUGCGCGACGCGCUGGUGGACCAGGUCACGGCCGACCCCAAGAACUUCGUCGCCGUGUGCAAUGGCGUGACGGACAAGGAGCUGCCGGGGCUGGAGGGAAAGCCGCCUCCGUUCAACCUCGGGUCCGUGGGCCCGCACCUCAGUGGCAGCUUCGAGACCUGGGUGCCGGCCGAGUCCUUCGCGCAGGUGCUGUCGUGGUUCACGCUGCACCGCGGAUCGCUUAGCAUCCUGGUGCACCCGCUGACACGCUACGAGCGCGAGGACCACUCGACGCACGCCAUGUGGCUGGGCCAGCCCUUCAUCAUCGACUUGAAUAAGCUGUGUGGGGACUUGAUCACGCCCCCGCUGCAGUAUCCGGAGCUGGGAUUAGGAUACAGCGCGACCGCGGACGAACAGUGA
Molecule: messenger RNA, 504 nt
Organism: Phytophthora sojae
Lineage: Eukaryota; Oomycota; Peronosporomycetes; Peronosporales; Peronosporaceae
Exons: 1
Coding region: 1-504 (167 amino acids)
Source: RefSeq, a predicted model, not a curated record